CAGUGGAUGGAUUGGCAGAGAGGGGUAGCAGACACUGAAUGGAGGUCCUUGGAGGGAUUGGCAGAGAGGGGUGGACGACACUGAAUGGAGGCCAGUGGAGGGAUUGGCAAAGAGGGGUGGAGGACACUGAAUGGAGGCCAGUGGAGGGAUUGGCAGAGAGGGGUGGAGGACACUGAAUGGAAGGCCAGUGGAGGGAUUGGCAGAGUGGGGUGGAGGACACUGAAUGGAGGCCAGUGGAGGGAUUGGCAGAGUGGGGUGGAGGACACUGAAUGGAGGCCAGUGGAGGGAUUGGCAGAGAGGGGUGGAGGACACUGAAUGGAGGCCAGUGGAGGGAUUGGCAGAGUGGGGUGGGGGACACUGAAUUGAGGCCAGUGGA
This is a messenger RNA of Staurois parvus, 376 nucleotides long. The record is from the annotation of a GenBank genome assembly. Lineage: Eukaryota; Metazoa; Chordata; Amphibia; Anura; Ranidae.